AUGAAUUUGUACACCUUAGUUGAUUCAGCUUGGCUUGAAACAGCUCUAGCACAGAUUCAAAGGCGCACACCGUUAGCCAUUGUUCUCACAAAUGUUCCAUUAGUCAACAACACUAUUCGUUCAUCAAUUAACAAGAUAACAUUUUACAAAACUCUCUUAUGUAAUAGACUAAUUACUAUUGAAGAGUACUUACAUCAUACAUACAAACUUCAAGAGUUUACUACUUUCUACAUUAAAUAUAAUAAUCGACUCUACGAGUGUUCAUCCAUUUUGAAACACAGAGAUGACACUCUCCUUACCGAUUAUUUGAUAUUACAAAGUUCAAACGACUCUCGUAUACAGGAAGAACCCUCAUCAGCCAGCACUCCUCUACAACGCCAGCUCUCUGCCAACACCUCGACACAGCAACAACUCUCUGCCAACACUCCUCUUCAACGCCAGCUCUCUGCCAGCACUCCUCUACAACGCCAGCUUUCAUCAGCCAGCACUACCAACACUCCCCCACAGCCACAACUCUCAAUAGCCAACGCUCCUCUACAAAGCCCACUUUCUUCCAACACCCCGCCACAACGCCAGCUCUCUGCCAACGCUCCUCUUCAACGCCACCUUUCAUUAGCUAGCAGUACCAACGCUCCUCUACACAGCCCACUUUCUUCCAACACCCCGCCACAACGCCAGCUCUCUGCCAACGCUCCUCUUCAACGCCAGCUUUCAUUAGCUAGCAGUACCAACACUCCCCCACAGCCACAACUCUCUGCCAACACCCCUCUUCAGCGCCAGCUAUCUGCCAACACUCUUCUACAGCAACAACUCUCUGCCAACACUCCCCCACAACGACAGCUCUCUGCCAAUACUCAGCCUCAGCCUCACCCAUCUGUGUCUAUUCCCUUUAAGCGCGGGAGACCCAAAGUUAAUGUACCAAAAGAUCUUAAGGUAACUAUUAGAAACCUAAUUGAGCAGCAUGGCCAUCUUGGAAUAAUCUCCGCCUAUAACCAAAUAAAUAAAGAUAUCGAAUAUGCCAAAUCUCAUUUUGAGGCAUUUUUGGACAUGAAGACGGGUAUUGUUCCACAGCCCACGCCUACCCAAGCAUGGUUCUCCGCUAUUGAACGUUUUAAGCCCCUGAAUCAAAUUUCUUCCACAAUUCCUUCCGGACUUAUGAUUGAAGA
Trichomonas vaginalis G3 is the source of this 1166-nucleotide messenger RNA. Its product is annotated as LP04239P family. The record is from RefSeq and is a predicted model, not a curated record. The transcript has a single exon. NCBI's taxonomy places the organism in Eukaryota, Parabasalia, Trichomonadida, Trichomonadidae. The annotation marks the transcript as partial.